AUGAAAAGCAAAAAAAAUGUGCCACUUGUCGAAAAAGCAUUUUCAUAUUGGAAUCCAAAAGAAGCUACUUCUCAAAUAGAAUGUGGCAUAUUAAAUGAUACUUCCAAAGAUAUAAGCAAUGAUGACGUUGAAUACGAAAUACCUAACAGUGGUGUCUACUCAGAGGACAGUAGUCAUUCAAAAAACAUAUUUAAUGAUUUCAUCAAUUCUUUUAAACCCAAACAAGAUGCCACGACGGAAGAAUGUAUUAUGGAAGACCCUCCAAGUGAAAAAGAACAUAGAGUUACAGAAAGUAAGUUAGAAAGAUCGCUAAGUAGUAGAAUCUUAUUUUCCAUUACCAUUGGUACUGGCAUUGGAACUGGUUUGUUAGUUGCUAAUGGUAAGUCCCUUCAUUUCGGUGGGCCUGCAGGAGUUGUUAUAGCUUAUAUUUUGGUAAGUGUAGUCGUUUUCUUUGUUAUGGAUGCAGCUUCAGAAGUUGCUGUCGCAUAUCCUACAGUCCCAGGUGGUUUUAACGCUUGUUACUCUUUUUUAUUCGAUGAAGGUUUCUCCUUUGCUACCAUUUGGUUAUUUUUAUUACAAUGGUUAACUGUUUUCCCAUUAGAAUUGAUUACCGUUUCUUUGGUUUUGCAAUACUGGAAUACUACAGUCGAUUCAGAUAUUUGGGUUUUAAUUUUUUAUUUUUUCAUCAUUUUUGUUCACUUGUGUGGGACUAGAGUGUAUGGCGAAAUUGAAUUUUUCUGUAAUUCAUGUAAAAUUCUAUUAAUGGCUGGAUUUUUCAUAUUUGCAAUCGUUAUCAAUUGUGGUGGUGGUGGAAAAGAUGGCUACAUUGGUGGUAGGUAUUGGCAUGAUCCGGGCGCUUUUCGAGGCUCGACUGCAGAAACACAUUUCAAAGGGUUAUGCUAUGUUUUAGUCAUUGCUUAUUUCAGUUUUGGUGGCAUUGAAUUAUCUACAUUUAGUGUUUCCGAACAUAAAAAUCCAAAACUAACAAUGACAAAGAAUAUCAAAACAGUUAUGUACAGAAUUAUUUUUAUUUAUUUGGUACCAAUUAUUUUGCUUUGCUUUUUAGUCCCAUACAAUUCUCCAGAUCUAAUGGGUUCCAGUGGUUCCAGUGCUACUCAUGCUUCGCCUUUUGUUUUGGCUGCAUCUUUGCACGGUGUCAGGGUUGUUCCACAUUUUAUUAAUGCGGUUAUUUUAAUUAGUGUCACAAGUGUUUCCAAUUCGGCUAUGUAUGCUGCCCCAAGGUUAUUUUAUGCAUUGGCUGAGUUGGGUUACGCUCCUAACUUUUUAAAAUUUGUUGAUAGAAGAGGUAGGCCAUUAUUAGGCAUUUUAACUUGUGCUAUAGUUGGUCUCAUUGCCUUUGCAGCAACUUCUCAGAAAAAGGAGCAGGUUUUCACCUGGUUGGCCUCCAUCGCUGGUUUAUCUGAAGUUUUCACUUGGACCGGUAUUUGCAUAAACCAAAUUCGUUUUAGACAGGCUUUGAAAUAUAAUGGCAGAUCAGUCGACGAACUAGCUUAUAAGACCAAGACAGGCAUUUGGGGUUCCGUCUAUGCCGUCUUUUUCAAUAUAUUAGUUUUGAUUGCACAAUUUUGGGUCGCUGUGGCUCCAAUUGGUGAAAAUGGUAAAUGUGAUGCUGAAGUUUUUUUUGAAAACUAUUUGGCUGUUCCAAUUUGGAUAGUAUUCUACCUUGGAUACAAGAUCUAUAAAAAGGAUUGGAGACUCUGGAUUCCAAUUAGUGAGGUUAAUUUAACUAAUAAUAUGGCUAUUUACGAUAUGGAAAUUCUAAAGCAAGAACAUUUAGAAAAUAGGGAUAGAAUGCGUAACGCUGGUUAUUUAACUAAAUUUAGAGAAUUGUGGUGUUAA
This is a messenger RNA of Saccharomycodes ludwigii, 1860 nucleotides long. RefSeq lists its product as uncharacterized. NCBI's taxonomy places the organism in Eukaryota, Fungi, Ascomycota, Saccharomycetes, Saccharomycodales, Saccharomycodaceae. The record is from RefSeq and is a predicted model, not a curated record. Gene Ontology annotation, cellular component: membrane. Gene Ontology annotation, molecular function: amino acid transmembrane transporter activity. Gene Ontology annotation, biological process: amino acid transmembrane transport. The transcript has a single exon. The coding region runs from base 1 to 1860 and encodes 619 amino acids.